UAUGAAGAUCGAUUCCAUCUGGUGUUUAAAAACAUUUUAUUUUUUAUUUUUGAUCAAGAUAUAUAAGUUCAGGCUAAAGUUUUUUGUCUCCCAUAUUUCUUGAUUUCAUCAUUUUGGAACUUAUUCUGCAGACGAUCAGAUAGAAAGCCAAAAGUAUGCCCGACUCUCCUACUUACAACCCCGAUUCAGAGGCAGAAGAACAAGAAUCUAUUGAAAUACCGAAUUCUGAGGGUGCAAGGAAGUCGAAGCUCGGGACUCUCGGAGAAACAAUUUGCUUUCCUUACGAAGAUCUGAAGACCACAUGGGAUGCAGUUUUCAGAGGACACAAACUCUCAGGAAAUGGCCAGUGCUUCGGUUGGAGGAAUUUCAAAUCCAGUUAUCAUUGGAUCACUUAUGAAGAAUUCAUAAGAAAAGCAGAAAAAUUUGCGUCAGGCCUUAUAAAAAUUGGAUUAAAUCCUUGUUCAUCAUCAAAUAUUGGAAUUUAUGCUCAAAAUGGAAUGGAAUGGGUGGUGGCGCAAUAUGGAGUUUGGAGAAAUUCUUCUGUAGUUGUUCCUUUAUAUGACACACUUGGACCAGAUGCUUGUACUAUUAUAAUAAAACAAGCUGAAAUUAAGAUCGUCAUCUGUGACAAUGAGAAUAAAGUAAGAAAUCUUAUUAAGAGAAGAAAAGAAACACCCUCUUUGAAACAUAUUAUAACAACCAUUGUUCUGGAUCAAGAAAUCAAUAAACUUGCAGCCGAAAACGACAUUAGGUUGCACACUUUCAAGGAAAUCGAGAAUUUGGGCGAAAAAUGUUGCACAACAUCAUUGCUUCCGCAGAGCUCUGAUGUUGCUAUGAUAUGUUACACAAGCGGAACUACAGGUUUACCUAAAGGAGCUCUAAUAACACAUGAGAAUCUCAUUUCAGUUUGUUGCGCUCUAAAUUUAUAUCUAGGAAAAUCGGCUAUAACAAAAGAAGACACUACUAUAUCUUAUUUACCACCGGCUCAUAUAUUCUGCCAAUUUAUUCAUGUUUUAUUCCUUAUGGUUGGGGCACGCAUUGGUUUCUUCAGCGGGGACAUCAGUCAGUUGUUGGAUGAUACAAGAAUUUUGCAGCCAACAGUUAUAACAGCAGUGCCAAGAUUAUUGAACAAGUGGUAUGAUAAAGCCCAAUGUUUACUUCAAAGCAAAUUAAACAUAAGGGUACAUGAUGAAAAUUUCUUAUUGGAAGACGAAGAAAGAUCUGUUUACAAGCCUUUUCUUGAUAACCUCGGAGAGAAUCUUCGCCUCAUUAUAACCGGUGCAGCUCCAAUUUAUAGCAACGUUGUUGAAUUCUACAUAAAAUUUGUAGGCUGCAAGGUUUUAGAGUUAUACGGGCAAACUGAAUGUGCUGGUCCAUGCACCGGAAUUUUACUAGAUUCCACUUACGAUGGUUGCGCAGGCGCACCUAUUCCAUGUUGUAUGAUUAAACUUGUAGAUGUUCCUGAUAUGGACUUCUUUUCGAGGAACUCGAAAGGCGAGGUGUGUGUCAAAGGUCCUUGCGUGUUUAAAGGUUAUUUAAAGGAUCCAGAGAAAACUGCGGAAGCUGUGGAUAAGGAUGGCUGGCUACACGUGGGAGACAUUGGAAUGUGGUUACCUAAUGGUACACUGAAAAUAAUUGACAGAAAAAAGAAUAUUUUGAAGCUUGCCCAAGGAUUAUAUGUCGCUCCCGAAAAGAUCGAAAGUAUUUAUUCCCUUAGCCAGUUCGUCUCGCAGGUUUAUGUGCAUGGAGAGAGCCUAAAGAGCUUUUUGGUCGCCAUCGUCAUCCCUGAUAAAGAAAUAGUAAUGCCGUGGUGCAAAGAAAAUUUAAAAUGCGAUACAUGGAAUGAAAUUUGCAACCAUCCCGUAAAAGUCAUAUACUGCCAUCCGGAAGUUUUGACAUUUGAAGCUGGGUUUCUUACUCCGACAUUAAAAAUGAAGCGAGAUUUUUGCAGGAAGUAUUUUGCAAAAGAGAUCGAAACUUUGUAUAGCAAUUAUAACGAAUACAUUUAAAAUCUGCUGUAUAAACAUUCAGUUGUAAA
Molecule: messenger RNA, 2038 nt
Organism: Argiope bruennichi
Lineage: Eukaryota; Metazoa; Arthropoda; Arachnida; Araneae; Araneidae
Product: long-chain-fatty-acid--CoA ligase 1-like
Exons: 19
Coding region: 156-2009 (617 amino acids)
Biological process (GO): long-chain fatty acid metabolic process
Cellular component (GO): endoplasmic reticulum; membrane
Molecular function (GO): long-chain fatty acid-CoA ligase activity
Source: RefSeq, a predicted model, not a curated record